This is a messenger RNA of Bombus pyrosoma, 6062 nucleotides long. RefSeq lists its product as uncharacterized. Gene Ontology annotation, molecular function: peroxidase activity; heme binding. The record is from RefSeq and is a predicted model, not a curated record. Lineage: Eukaryota; Metazoa; Arthropoda; Insecta; Hymenoptera; Apidae. Gene Ontology annotation, biological process: response to oxidative stress. Bases 1500 to 5837 code for a protein of 1445 amino acids. The transcript has 4 exons.
CUUUGACGAUAUAAGCGGUUUUGAAAUCGGUCGUGUAUUUCUUGGAUGUCUCCCGAAGUUACAUUUUUAAUUAUUAUAAUGUAGAUUAUCGCUAUUUUAAGAUGUAAAGGUGUCGAUGAUCUUUUUCGAAACGAAGUUCCGCUUCUCGACUUCGACCCAUAGACAUCGCAGGAUAAAAAUGCGACGAGGCGACUUGUAUUUCAUUCUAGUCCGUCGAUCCUCGAUUCUUCUUAUGUAACACGAAUCGGUCAACUUGCGUAGCUAGUGCACUGUAUGUAUAAUGUAUAGUGUGCUAAGCAUAGAACGCUCGCGGGAUAUUAGAUAUCUCGAUAGCAGUGGCCCGUCAAGGCGUUCGAACUUGCUUGACUCACUGUGACGAGUGAAUGUGAGGAUUUGCGGAUGAUAAGAAUAAUCCCGAUUUAAUUGCCUUUAUUUUCGACCGUUGCCCCCGCUGGUAUUAAGUUAAUAGCUUAUUUAGAAACUUUAACGCGUUCGUUUCCUUCUUUCGACAUUAUUCAAGCGUUUACGAUCCUAAUUCGUAGGAAUUCGAAUUUUUCCGAUUCUUGGUGCGCGAGUAAGUUUAGGAGUGAGCUUUUGUGAGUUUCGAAUAUUUUAGAAUUUGAUUGACUGCAUAAGAAUGAUUUCGUAUAGUGGUGGAUUUUGAAACGUUCAGGUGUUUGGAAAUUUAUAUGAUACUUCAUCACUGUAUCGAGACCAGCAUCGUUCGUAUCACGUUUCACCAUCGAGUUAGAGCCUGUUUACUGCUAUUCCAUUUUUCAUCCGUCAGUAGUUUUUACAAUUUUUUGGGCAAGAGUGAGCAUCGAUUCUGGCAUGUGAUUCUUGUAAACACAACUAUAGAAAUGGUAGUUAAGUUUGUUUCCCUUGCUGAAUAUCAUCAUAAAUAUUCUAUUUUCGGUAUAUUUUACAUAUUUUUACAUAUUAUAUACUUUCCAUAUAUUUUUUCAUCUCUAAAUUUCUCGAAUUUUGAUGUUGAUACAAGAUGGAUCUUAUUAUAAUCUCUGAACUCGAUGAUAAUAUAUUAAUAAAUAUCACAAUCUUCCAUUUUCAUGAUUAAAGAAUUAAAGGUAAAGGAAAUAAUAGUUUUUAACGUUCUCAAACAAUGAGAAAUAGUAUUAAUAACUUUCUGACGAAGGGAUGCAGCGUAGAGAGCGACAGGAAGCAUCUUGCUGUGCAUUGAUAGAAAGAGGGUGCCCAACAGGAUAGGAAGUUCCGAUUUGCGUCGAUUCCUCCGCGGUAAACCGAGUCGACUCGAACCGAACGGAGUCGAGCUGCGAAACUCGCCAGUUGUCCACGCCAGUUCACUUUUGUUCGCCAUUGUGAUCAUCAACACACUACGAGUAUUUUUCUCGAGAUUUCUUUUUGUCGUUCGCUAGUGAGAUUUUGUCGUUCGCCAGUGAGAUUUUGUCGUUCGCCAGUGAGAUUUUGUCGUUCGCCAGUGAGAUUUUGUCGUUCGUCAGUGAGAUACUGUCGUUCGGACUAUGUACGCGGAUAGAGGAGUUAAUGAAAGGACGUCGCUCACGAGACCUCUGGAUUCCCCGGACUAUGUGGAAUUCGCGAGCCUGCUGAGGACCCGGAAGACUCGAAUCAGACAGUUUCAGUGCUGCAUCUGUGCCGCUUUAAUAGCGAUCUUCACCAUGGCCCUCAUAGUGACAGUAAGCUACUCCGUGAGCCAUGAUAUGAUAGACGUCGGUCCAAACUUCACUACCUCUUCCUCCGAGUCUACCAUCAAUCUCACAGGCACUUUAAAAUUGGGCCUUGCUCCUGGAUCUGGGUCUUACACCCUCUUCAGCAAUCCUUCUAUCGUCCCACCUUCUAAUUCUAUCUUUGUGUCUGACAAAAACACAAAAGAUACCGCUACGCCAAAAUUAACAGACGAUGAGAUAAAGAUAGGGCUGGAAGCAGGUCGCCAAGCAGUAAAUGAGCGACUUUUUGCAGACGCCACUGCGUUGAUGUCUCCAUUACCCUCAUCAUCGCCUGAAAUGAGACAUCGUUACGCAGUAAGCACUUGCACAAGCGUUGGAACACUAGCUUUAGCGGCUGUAGCAGAACUUGCUGCGACUAAAAGAAUCGAAAGUUCAAGGACGAUCUUUGGAGCAUCUUCUGCUAUUGGAAGCUUCUUUGACGCAGGCUGGCAGUUUCUGGGUAUUUGCAAGCAACUCACCACUCCAGAAUGUCCAUCUAGUAAAUAUAGAACCUUCGAUGGAAGUUGCAAUAGACCAAUGCAAUGGGGAGCCACCAUGACACCAUUCAGAAGAAUUCUAGCGCCUAACUAUGCCGAUGGUGUCGAAGCUCCUCGUAGAGCAGCUACAGGAGCCGAGUUACCCUCAGCAAGGGAAGUUAGUUUGAAGGUUCACAAGCCUUCACCAAGUAGCAAUCCUCAUUUCACAGUGAUGUUAGCUGUUUAUGGACAAUUUUUGGAUCAUGAUAUCACCGCUACUGCGAUCAGUCAGGGUAUCAAUGGUACUUCUAUCUCUUGUUGUCCACCAUCUGUUGGCCAUCCUGAGUGUUUUCCUGUUUCUGUAUCUUCUGGAGAUCCUGUUUUCGAUGUAGCUGGGAGAACGUGUAUGGAUUUCGUCAGAUCUGCACCCGCACCCCAGUGCAAACUGGGCCCCAGGCAACAGUUGAAUCAGGCGACUGCGUUUAUUGAUGGCUCAGCGAUCUACGGAUCUGAUCAGAAUACAGCUCGUAAGUUGCGAGAAUUUUCUGGCGGUCGACUGAGGAUGCAGUUGACUCCGGACAAUCGAACUCUCUUACCACCUAGCAUGAAUCCUAACGACGGCUGUAAUCGUGAAACUGAGAAGUUGAGAGGCAGGUACUGCUUCGCAGCAGGCGACGCCAGGGCAAACGAGAACCUGCACUUGACGACGAUGCAUCUGCUCUGGGCGCGACAGCACAAUAGAAUCACUGAGCAGUUGACUAAGAUCAACCCUUCUUGGAAUGACGAAACGCUAUACGAAGAGUCUCGACGUAUAGUGGGUGCUCAACUGCAACAUAUUACCUAUCAGGAAUUCAUACCUAUCAUCUUAGGAGAGCAAGAAACGAAUCUACGUGAUUUGAAGCCUCUCAGGUCUGGCUAUAGACAGUGGACCGUAGAUGACUCUAAUACUGACCCAAGUAUAGCUAAUAGUUUUGCAGCAGCUGCCUUUAGGUUUGCUCAUACUUUGUUACCUGGCUUAAUGAAAAUGACUGACGAGCAAGAAGGAACCUCUUCUUAUGUAGAACUGCACAGAAUGUUGUUCAAUCCAUAUAGUUUGUAUGCAGAGGGUGGAGUGAAGAAUUCAGUAAACUCAGCUACGAGAAAUAUGAUUCAGAUGACAUCUACUCAUGUCACUUCUCAAUUGACCAAUCACUUGUUCGAAGAUCCUAUUGCUAAUGUUACUGUUCCCUGUGGCUUGGAUUUGGUAUCGUUAAAUAUUCAGCGUGGGAGGGAUCAUGGACUUCCUGGUUACACUAAAUGGAGGGAAUAUUGUGGAUUGGGGAAAUUAAAAAGUUUCUCUGAUUUAGAAGGACACCUGGAUCCGCAGGCCCUUCAAGAGAUUUCCUCGUUGUAUGAGUCGAUUUAUGAUGUUGAUUUAUAUACUGGAGCUUUGGCUGAAUUACCUAGGGCUGGUGGUAUCGUUGGUCCCACUUUUACGUGUCUGAUCGCUGAUCAAUUUGUUAGGUUGCAGAGAGGGGAUAGGUUUUGGUAUGAAAUACCUGGACAACCGCAUUCGUUCACAGAAGACCAGCUUACAGAAUUACGUAAAACCUCAUUGGCGAGGUUGAUCUGUGACUGUUCCGACGGUGUAAUACAAACUCAGGUGGAAGUGAUGCGAGCAACAAGUGCAGAGAACCCCAUGAUGUCCUGUGAAGACAUCCCAGGGCCAUCCUUCGAACCAUGGAGAGAAUACGACUCAACAUCCCCCAAAUUACAAGUUCCUUUCAUGUCAGUCAGUUGGACGCUAUUAAAGAACAAUAUUAACGACACAAUCAGAGAUGUCGUGACCUAUAUCAACAGUUCUAGGACUAUGAUGGACACUGACUGGUUAGCCUUCAAGAAUUACAUAAACGAUACAUUCUCUGAUCUUCAAAACCAAUUAUCUGGUUUGCAUCCCGUGGAGGUAGAUGAUCCUACGUCCAUGGAAAAAUUAUCAAUGGAUUCUGAUAGUCUUAUUUUAAGAGCACCACAAUCACCAAAUAUGUAUCAAGAUUGGAUCACAUUUAAGAAUAACCUGGUAAUGUCAUUGAAUGAUUCCAUGCACAUGAUGGGUGGCGGACCAGCUGCAGUGACCAAAUGGAUAGCUUUUAAACAGAAUAUUAUCGAUCAAUUCGCUGAUUUAAAGAACCGCAUCUCGUCUUUGAAGGCAGAUAUUACUCCGAAAUUAGAGACGAAGAAGAAAGAGCAAGAACAAGCUUUGUUGAAUAAGAAUAAAUUAAUAGGGACUUCGAGUAUCAAGAAUGCUAUGAUUCCAGAAAUUUUUGAUUGGAAAAACUUUAAGGAUAAUAUUAUAUCCUCUUUAGAUGAUAGUAUUAUGAAUAUAGGCGACGAUAUGCCCUCUCCUGGUGAUCCAGCUUGGGCUACUCUAGGAGAUGAUAUUAAAGACCGACUUUCUGCUUUUAGGGACAAGAUCGAUAGUAGUAGAUCUACUAUAGUUCCUAUUGAAUUAGCCACGGGGAAAUCAGAUACUAAUGACGAUUGGAUAAAUUAUAAACCUGAUACAAUUAAGACUGUAAACAAUGUUGUGAAUAAGAUUAAGAACGAAAUGCUACCACCAGCUGAUCCAGCAUGGGCUACGUACAGGGAUGAGAUUAUGAAAAGUUCCUCUGCUUUCAAGAGCAUUCCAGCACCUAUAGAACUCGCAACAUUAUCCACCAUAAAUAAAAUUUCUCAACGUGAAUAUCUAGGAACUUCUUUAGCAGCCAAAUUUAGUAAUAUGGAAUUAUCUAAUUUGACUGAUGAUUGGUUACAAUUCAGAGCUCAAGUCAACGAUUCCUUAAGUAAAGUGAUUCAGAACAUUCAGAGCAAGGAACCAACAGAGAUUGAUCCUAUUGCUUGGGCUGUUUUCAAAGAUUCCACUAAGUCUGAUUUCGCAAAGUUAAAAGAUAAAAUUGGAAGUAUUAAGGCUGAAUGGAUUACAGAAAUAAGCAAAUUACAACCAAAUAAAAGUUCUUCGAAUCUCCAAGCUAAGUUUAACAAACCUGAAGACUCGUCUAAGUCUGAUUAUACUAAAUUUAUUAAACCUGUCAUUCCUCCUGAUGAAUGGGUCGACUUUAAGAAACAAAUUAACGAUACUGUGAUGAAUAUUCUUAAUACUGCGAAUACAACAGAUAGAUUUAACCUUGAUGAUCUCCACGAAAUGUUCAACGAAUCUUUCACCGAUCUGAAGAACGAAAUAUCAGCUCUGAGGAGUUUGGUCAAGGAUACUUAUAAUAACAAAACUGCAGCUGAUUGGAUUAACUUCCAAACAAAGUUGAAUUUUACAGUGAAGGAUCUAAUGGAUAGUUUAAAGAAAGAAGCUCAGCUAGAAACAGGGAAUGUGACGAGGAUUUUGUUCGAAGCUAAAGACAAGUUGUCUGAUCUUGAACCACCAGUGAAUUCAGGCCUGACUUCGCCCACAAAAUGGAUUCAAUACGCUUUACGAAUAAAUAAAACAAUUUCAGAUGCUUUAGAAGGCAUCGACAGUCAGAAACACGCAGCACUGAUGAUUAGUGCCGCUAAACCAGAACCAUCAUCAUCAGAUAAUCCUAAAAAACUUACGAAUUGGUUGAUUGUUCCUUGUCUUGCGAGUUCGCUCCAUGUGUUCACUGUGGUAUCAAGGCUUCAAACUCGCAUGUAAAGAAAUUACAACUUUUUUUUUAUUAUGCUUGUUGUAUAUAUUCUAUUAUUUAUAGAAAUGAACUUUUAUUACACACUAACAAAGAGAUAAGUAUAGAAGGAAGGAAUCAAAAGGAAAGUGAGUGUGUCAUUGGAACUGACAUGCCUUUUCAAUGAUCGCGCUUGAAACAUUAAUCCUAAUUAAUUAACAACAAUAACAAUGAUAAUAAUAAUUAAUAUGAAUCUA